AUGGCCUCGUCGACGAGGCGCUCAACUAGACUGUCGGCCGCCUCGAGGGCGACGACGAACUCCCCCUUCACUCCAGUUAGCAACGACGGCAUCUUCUCACCAUCUGUACAAGAAACCCCGCCGACGAGCGACGAGGGGGAGGACGGGGAGGACGAAGAUGAGCUAGCUCCCCUGAAGGGGAAACAAGCAGCCAAGUCGACGCCAGCGAAAGCACCCUCGAAGCGGACGGCGAGGACCAGCACUAGUCGAAGCGCCAAGCGCGCCGCCCCAGACAGCUCAGAGAGCGAGGAGGACGAGCUGCCGACGGUCUCAAGCAAGAGCUCAAGGAGGACGAAGCCAGCUACGAAGCGCCGGGCUACAGAGAGCAACGUCUAUGUAGAGAUCGUACUGCCGAAGAAGCGUACGGCGGCGACGGCGAACACGGCUGACAAAGCCAGAGGUCAAGGCGCAAGGAAGGACAAGGCGCCUACGAGGGGACGUGCGUUCGCGCGCGCAAGUAGGCGCAUCAGCGACGGGGAAGAUGAAGAUGACGACGAGUCUCCCCCCUCUGAAUCCGACUCUGGCAGCUCGGUGUCUGAGUUCGUCGCCUCGGACGACGACGAUAGCGCAGCCUCCGAUGAAGAAGACCGCAGCCAGUACGGCUCGGAUACCCCUGCACCCCCUCGCCGCGCUACCAAGAAGCAGACACCCUCGCGCGGGCGACAGGCCCAAGUCUACGACUCCGACGACAUUGAUGAUGCCGAGGAGAGCGAAGCUGAAGAGGCUAUGGUGCAGGAGGCCGUACGGCGUUCUCGUGCUGACGUCGGAGGCUCGAGCGCUGGUCCUUCCACCUCUCGGCGUACAACUGACGGGCUGGCUUCUCGCGCU
Schizophyllum commune H4-8 is the source of this 867-nucleotide messenger RNA. RefSeq lists its product as uncharacterized. The annotation marks the transcript as partial. The transcript has 2 exons. The record is from RefSeq and is a predicted model, not a curated record. NCBI's taxonomy places the organism in Eukaryota, Fungi, Basidiomycota, Agaricomycetes, Agaricales, Schizophyllaceae.